Molecule: messenger RNA, 2249 nt
Organism: Zingiber officinale
Lineage: Eukaryota; Viridiplantae; Streptophyta; Magnoliopsida; Zingiberales; Zingiberaceae
Exons: 2
Coding region: 236-1870 (544 amino acids)
Molecular function (GO): protein binding
Source: RefSeq, a predicted model, not a curated record
AGAGGAGAGGAGAAAGCCACACCUGAGCCUGGAGCAUUACGCCUCCUCCUCCUCCUCCUCCUCCUCCUCCUUCUCCUUCUUCUUCUUCUUCUUCUCUUUAGUGGACGUCGCCGGAGCUCGGAGCCGGAACCUGUUGCUUUGCAACUUUAGUAUUGUUCUGGAUGCAUCGGCUUCGUGAGCCAAUAACGUGAGAGGAGGUCUACCGUUUUGGCUUCGUUUGGGAGCUCGGUCGGAGAUGGGAGUUCAGGCCGCCGCCUUCGCUGUUGUUGUGACUACUGUCAGGUCCAGCAAGCGGAAGGGCGUGGCAAGUUACUGUGGCCGCGACCGUGCCCUGGUUUCGACCUUCCUCGGCGUCUGCGAGUCGGGCAAACUGCUGCGCGCGAAGGAGGUCGGGAGAGGAGGUGGAGGAAGGCGAAGUCUUGACCAUGGCCAUGCCUUGCGCGGGCGCGCCAGGAUGGAGCACUUCCCUACUGGGUGUGGCGAUGAUGGUUGGGAGGAGGAGAAGGAGGAGGAGUUUGUUCAGAGGCUGGAGGAAUUGACCCUCGAGCUUCAGCAGCAACAAGGGAAUGGCAGUGCAGAGUCUAAGUCCUUUGCUUCCUUUUGCUUCGAUGCGAGCCCGGCGGUUUCCCAUCCGUCGUCGUCGUUGAGGAAGCAAGAGUCUUCAACGGAGCCACCGUGGGUGCCGGUGAGGCCGGAACCGCCGGACUGGUCCGACCAGAUUGUGCCGGCGAGCGUGGAGAAGAACGCGAACAGCGUGGAGAUACCCUUGUCGCUGCGGAUCAUAAAGCGGAAGAAGAGGUGGGAGGACGGGUGGUGGCUCCGGGAGGCGGGCGAGUCAGCCUACUGCUCCGUGAAGCGGGCCUUCUCCUCCAUGGUCUUCAUGAUCCGGGAGCUCCAGAAAUACACGCUCCAGAUGCGGGAGGAGCUCCUCCGCGAGGACCUCCAGGGGAUCCUCGCGCGGGUGCAGCAGGAGAUGAACUCCUCCUUCGUCUGGCUCUUCCAGCAGAUUUUCUCCUGCACACCCACUCUCAUGGUCUCCGUCAUGCUUCUGCUUGCCAACUUCACCGUCUACUCCAUGGGUCACCUCGACGCCUCCGCUAUGGCGGCGCCCAAUCCGCCGACCCAGUUGGAGACAGUGACGGUGGAACACCGUCGCCAGAUCCAUGGCGACCAUUCUUCUAUUAGAACCACUUCGAUCGGCAGGACCGCCUCCGUGGGAGGGAACGGCGGAGGCGGAAAGACGAGGCCGGUGGUAGGGGCCACCGGCGAUGGCCAGUCGGGUGAGGAAUCCGUCGCCUACAGUACCAUUUUCCCCGAUGCGGUCUCUACGGCUCUGGGGACGGUCACCACCGAGGUGGGAGCGAUGGCGGAGGAGCAGGAGGAAGCUAGGGUUUGGAAAGGAAUACUGGAGGAGGUAUCAGGGAUCCAAAAAAGCACGAGGGACGAUGCCCUAAUGGACGAGGAAACGCUCCGGCAGCUCGUUUCGCCCGUGACGGUGGAUCUGGAGGCCGACGACUAUGACGACUACUUGCGAACGGAGAUCACGUACCAAAACGCGCUGUCGGAGGAUCCAGAGAACGCCCUUCUGCUUGCAAACUUCGCCCAAUUCCUCUACCUCGUCCUCCGGGACCACGACAGAGCGGAUUUCUAUUUCAAGAAGGCGGUGGCAUCGAAGCCGGCGGACGGGGAGGCGUUGAGUCGAUACGCGAGCUUUCUGUGGGUGGCGAGGAAGGAUCUGGCGGCGGCAGAGGAGACGUUUCUGGAAGCAAUGGAGGCGGAUCCUGGAAACGCCGCCAGCUACGCCCAUUUCCUGUGGAGUACUGGCGGCGGCGACACCUGCUAUCCGCCGGACGCCGGCGGCGCCUCAUAGCUGCAGGACGACAAAAUUAGUCGCGAAAAUUUCGCUCCUGGCAAGUUUCAUCUUUUUUUUCGACAUGCCUCUUGAAAUUUUAAGAUAUUAAAAUCUUAAGAAAGUCAUUAAAUAUUUAACAGAAUUAGAAACGAUACAAGUUCACUGAGGGGGCGUUUGAUUUAGGGGAAUAGAAAUGGGAAAUGGAAAUGAGAAUCAUUGAUUGUCAUUGUUAAUAUUUAAAUUAUUGGAAUAGGAAUACAAAUAAGGGAAUGAAUCCUUGAAAUUGGGUAAUAACUCAAGGAGAGAGCGUUUGGUUCUUUUCUAAAAUAUAAAUCGGAAUGAGAAUCAAUGUAUUGUGAAAUAGAAAUGAGUAUGAGCAUGAAUAUCACUCUUAAAA